AUGCUUAUAGCGGCUAUACUAGCCUUGCUUUCUUGCCAUGGUUUCGCUUCCCAAUUGGGAGCGACAUUUGGUGAUGCUGCUGUGUCGCAACUUGUACGACAUGCUGCUGCCAGGGUCCUGCAGGAGCCGCGAAUCGCUGAGAUAACACUAAAAACUCGAGAAUCACCUUCGUUGGGAUCAUUGGCUCAUCUCGACAUUCUCAACCGAGUGAACUACAAAAACAUUUCCGUCGUCUUCCAUGCAGACUCUCUACAUGUGGUUGUCGAUAAGUUUUCUUUGCUUUCCCAUGGCAACCUCUCCGAAAUUUUUUGGCCAUUCGGUUUGGGAGAACAGGUGCUUGAAUUAGGUUUGCAGCUGCACCGCGCUGAGAUCCGACUCGAUGCCGAUGAGACGACAUUUUCACUUGGCGAAUGCCUUCUGGUAGGAUCCGAGCUGGCCGCCUCAGUUCCAGGUCACUGGAUUGCCGACAGAGGAGCAUCAGCAAUCGCAUCGAUAAUGACUCCUGUCCUUGACUCAAUGAUUUGCAAUGCCCUUCGACAUCACAUCGGCAGCUUGGAGGCAAGCAAAGUCAUACGGUUCCCAGUGUACGACUUGAUACCAGAAAAACUUCGAUCGUACGUGACAAGAAACGACACUACUCUUUACUACAGGCUGAAAAAUAUCAACGUGAACGAUCACCAGCUGACUGCUCGAGCGCAGCUUGAAUGGGUUGAUAUUACAGAAACUCCUGUGGUCUCGUUGUUGGAAGACGCUGUGAACUCAACUCUCCUCGAAGUCGAGCUGAACGGUGAUGAUGUUAUUACGGUAUGGAUCGAAGAUGGAAUCGUCAAUGAACUACUAGAGCAGGUUGACUGGAAUUUCGAGUGGAUGAACGAGCAGCUCCCCGUCACCAGCCCAGUGAUACCUCAGGAUUCAAGGGAGUUUCUCACUACCCUGUGUACCGAGUGCUAUUUCCAAGUGAACGUCGGAGCCAGAGGUCGACCAACUUUUGCGGCAACCAACUCAUCGUUAGUGCUCGAGAAACGAGACCGCGUUCAUCUGAGAGUGGUGAAUCCUGAUCGAAAUCUCACCUCUGUGUUCGUCUCGUUCGUUCUCACAAUUCAAGCUGAAAUGCGCCCGUCAUUCGAUGGAGGAGUUCUGAGGACUCUCGUUCAACUUCUGGACACGAAUAUCGAAAUGGAAGUCGGUGCGUUCCCAAAAUCAUGGGGAAUUUUCAUGCAAGACCUCAUGAGAGGAAUGAUUAUGGACAUGCUAUGGCCUGAAAUCAAAAACGCCAUCGAAGAGCUCAGCUAUGGUAAAGGGGUUCGGAUCUCUCGCGCCUGUGGAGUCGACCCGAAUGAGAUUCGCCUCGAUAUUGGAGAGGGAAACUUCGCUGUGACGACGCGUCUAGCAUUGCAAUACCUUGAUGUGGACAAAUGUGUCAAAGAUUUGAAGACAUCUCUACCGAACACUUCAAAGAUAUUUCAGAAAAUAGAACGAUAA
Molecule: messenger RNA, 1482 nt
Organism: Haemonchus placei
Lineage: Eukaryota; Metazoa; Nematoda; Chromadorea; Rhabditida; Trichostrongylidae
Source: the annotation of a GenBank genome assembly